AUGACGAACCUCGUCAAAGAAGCGCUGAAAAUAUUCUCAGAAUCCCAAGAAGCUCCAAACGCGGUAAAAAAAAUCCUCAGACAAAUGGAAGAAGAGGAAACAGAAGCAGCCGAAUCCACAGAGGCUUUCCAAGCUAUUGCAACACUGCUCCACAGCACGUCAAUCAACAUCAACAGACGCAUAGCAUCUACUAAUAAAAUAGAAGUAGAAGCGAUUCAGAACACAAUCGAAGGGAAAGUAAGACCGCUAGUGGAGAAUCUGAUGAAGCAAGUCCACAAUUCGGAAAUCUUCCGGUCCAAAGAGCUGGUGUUUUGGGCAACUACGAUGGCGCCUACUGAACAAGACUCAAUAAGCGGAGAAGAUCUUCAGAAGCUAGAAGAAGCCAUCUUCUGGAUAAUAGGAAGGCUCUGGGGCCACCCAGCAGAAGCUAUCCUGAAAAUGGCCGUGGCCAAAUGCGAGAAACUAGCAGCCUCGAACUCUAAAGCGUCAGUCAGAUUCAUUAUCUACUCCCACAUCUGGAACCUAAGAUUCAAACAAGUCCUGAACAGAAGGGUGGAGGAAAGAAGUGCCUCCUUCUCAAACGAAAGACAGAUGGCUGCAGCCAUUGCGAACGCAAUCUUUGGAGAAAUCCUUUUCCAAAUCACGAAUACCCGCUGCAUCUUCCCGAGACUCCUUUCAAGCGCGGCAAGAUCGGCCUGGACGCAUUUGAACUCCCUACUGGGUGAAGCUAACCCAAUCAGCAUCAUUCUUAAGGAUUUCUUGGCAAAUGUGGAUUGUAACCCGGAGUUUACAGCCUGGGACGCAAUCUUAUCAUUACGAAGAAUCUGGCCAAACCGCCAAAACAUCCCGGAGGCCGAAUACAAGAUCCUCAAUCUAAGUGGAAUCGACGACAGAAUCGAAAGAGGCUUAGAGAAUCCAGCGUCACUGAGCGGCACGACUUACGAAAAGCUGUUUUGGCGAAUCCCUAUUCCUAAAAACUACGACCAUGCAGGCGCCUGGAGACAAGGAGGAAAGCGAAAAAGAGAAGAAACCGAAGAAGGCGACGACUUGGGCGAGCAUCGAGUCGCAAAUGACGGCUCUAGCUAA
Messenger RNA from Oikopleura dioica, 1086 nucleotides. Lineage: Eukaryota; Metazoa; Chordata; Appendicularia; Copelata; Oikopleuridae. The record is from the annotation of a GenBank genome assembly.